Messenger RNA from Ambispora gerdemannii, 738 nucleotides. The record is from the annotation of a GenBank genome assembly. NCBI's taxonomy places the organism in Eukaryota, Fungi, Glomeromycota, Glomeromycetes, Archaeosporales, Ambisporaceae.
AUGAAGUCUGUAACUCCUAUCCACUUCAGAUACCUGAGUUUGAUUUUUGCCAUGAGUAUGCUCGCAAUUUUAUUCGUCACUGUGCCAUUAAGCAUUCACUUGUCGAAACGUGACGCUGCUACCACUAUCGACCCAAUCAACAAAGUAUUCAUAAACAAACGCCUCAUCAAUCGCAUCAAAGACGACAAGAAAAAAGGUACCAACAUCCUAAUAAACAACCAAGAAGCAAACGAAUCAGAGCUCCAACGUGAGCUCCACCAGCAUUUCGAAGAAGAAAGCGAAGACUGGUGGGAAGUCCAACGUUCAUACGAAUACCAAACAGCCGACUCGUUAGGCGAUCUGUUCUUGGUUGAAGUUGAAGAAGCACAAGUAAUUCACAAACAACACGCGCAGUUAGAUGAUGUCCAACGUGCUGAGAACUUUCAAACUCAGAAAGCAUCACAAGAUGUUCUUAAUAUCAAUGAUGGCUUACAGAAAGGUACGACAAAUGCUAACUCAACGACUAUUGCUGCUGAGGAGAUUCAGCAACAUCAGCGUGAGGAUUUAUUGGAGGUCAAGCAGUACCAAAAGAUUCAUGUUGUCCAGGUGAAUCUUUUCGGAUUGUUGAAAAACGAAUAUGAGGAAGAACGAUUGGUACAGUAUGAGUAUUCAUUGUCGAUUGAUGCGUUUAAUCAGUGGGAGUAUUCGUCUUCAGAGGAUAAUCAGAGCGCUGAUAAUUUAGUUUUUGGUAACAUUUAA